CAAGAUAGUAAUUACGAAAGUUUGCCUGAGUGACUUUCUUGAAAAUUAAAUAUUGUUAUAUGCGUUUUAUGGACUGUUCAAUUUCACAUAUAAUUUAGUAAGAAAUGCUAAAUUUAACCACUGAUAUAUGAGGAUCUAUAUUGAGAAUAGAUGCUAGAUGAUAACGAUGCAGAGCAGAGCUUCGAAGGGUUGUUUCCUGGUAACGUCCUGAAAAGGAGCUAGGCUUUAUGUGUUGGAUUCUCAUAAAUUUUGUUGGCAAUGCUCGGUAACAGAACAUAGCCACAUUUAAUCGCAUCUUUCGUAGCGAUCGAAGUUCAGCCAGCUAGCUUCGUAUUCAGAUUCUCAAAGAAGGCGGUAAGGUAACCACCUUAUGGUAGAGUAUUUUCUGCUUUAGUGGUGGCAGCACGGAGAGUGUUUCGUAGUGGGGAUGCUUCAAAGGCUUAAAAGGCCUUCUGACGUCCUUGUAACACGCAGUCUUGGAAUCAAACAUACUUGUAUCCCGUGUAAGUAAGUGGAUCGAAAGUGCGAGGAGUAUUCUCACUUAAGUUGGCUAUUGUUGGUUCCACGUUAAAUUUUCAUCGAUGUGAUCUUGUGUAUGGUCGAGAUCAAUUCGUUAAGAAAUCAAACGAAAGAAUAGAACCGAGUGGAAUAAAAGUUUAUGUAAAAAAGGAAGUGAUUUUUUUUUCUCGCGAGUUAUCUCUUUGCCAGAGUCUUCAUUUGUGAUUUGUGACAUCGUAUAAGUGAUAAUAAUUUAAUUAUUUGCAUAAAACAAUCUAUCGAGAAACAAUGAAAGACGGAAUGUGUUUCCAAAUAAUUAUAUCAAUUUUAUUGGUCAUAUCAAUAUUUUCGCCGCCAAUGUCCGAUGCCCUUACUACUUUUGGGAAGACCAAUCCGAAUCAAAAUACUCCAACAGCAUCACCAACACCAAUUGGUAAAGCUCGCGAAUGCAAGAUAAAAAAUGAUUGUGAUGGAAUUCAAAAUACAACGUGCAUAGCGGAUCCCCGAGAUGGAAGAACCCGAUGUCUCUGCGGUGAUUACUCGGCACCGCUUAAUGGUCUCUGCUCUAAUAAAUUCAAAGUGCUUCAUGCAGCCUGCAAUAACGACGAAGAGUGCGUAGAAGAUGCCCAUUGCGUUGUACACAAUACUACUUUGGGGAAACGAUGUUAUUGCCAAGAUGGAUUUUAUCAAGAAACUCCAUUAUUUUGUAACGGUUGCUCAUCCAUCUUCACGUCGUAUACGAUGACUUUUCUGGCUGUUUCGCUUAUUCUUGGAAGACUUAACUACAUCUAAAUCUUCAAGCUUUCAAAAAUUAUCUUGUCAAUUCCUGAACUUGUAUGAUAACCACAGUAGAGAAAUAAUAAUUCUUCGAAUUAAUGAAUCCGACAUUGCGCAAGAAUAUACUUGCUAGAAUACACUUAUUUAUAAGAGUAUCAUCAAUCUCGUUAAUUUAACGAAGCAUUUAAGUAUGAUAUAUGUAUGAAUACGUUCAAAUUUUAAAAUAGUAAAGCACAUUUAUGUGUAAAAUAGCCAUACAUUUUUUAUCUUGAAUUUAGACUGUUCCAGUAAUCGCGCACUUUUUUGCGAUUAUAGAUUUUUUGAAAAAAUUGUUUUUCUUUGACAAGGAAAAAUUUGAUAAUCAUCUCUUCUUCCGCAAAUUUUUAACAAGAAUCCAUAUAAAAUAGUAAGACAUUUACAUAUUUCGUAGAUUUACAAUUAUUUAUAACUAAUUUUUUCUUUUGUCGUCAAUAUCCUUACCUUAUUUAAGUAAUUCGGAAAAAAUGUACGGUUUCUGAAACAGUCUGUAUACAUAUAAAAUAUAAAAUUCACUAUGUUGCAAGUAUAACGUAAAGUUUCAUAUUUUCUAAUUCUAUUUCUCUUAUUCGUUUUAAAUUUGGAAAAUUAUAUCUAUAUUCAAUCGUCUUAUAACCGACGUAUAUAUAUAUAUAUAUAUAUAUUAAAAUCCUAUAAUUAGCGAUAAGAUAUGUAAUACUACAUUUAAAUUGCAAAGAAAAAUUCAAGUAGCUUUGCAUUUUUUAUUCUAUAAAACAAUGAAUAAUAUGAAUUUUUAUUCACUCUUAAUUUUGAAUCCAUACAAAUAAACGAUUUUGCUCUUGCCAUUUUUAAAUAAUUUUUAUUCAAAUAAAUAUCACUAUCAAUUUUGUCUUAUGUAAUUGUAUCGAUAGUGUAAUGAUUACAGAGAAACUGUCUGUCAUUUAAUUACUAUUAUUAUAUUUAUUAUUAAUUUUCAUAUUCUGUUUUAUAAUAAUCACAAUACAAGUAAAAAAAUUAUAAAAAAGAGUAUAUAAUAUUUAUAUAACUGAGAUAAAAUUUAUUAUUAGGUCGAUUAAUUAGAUUGUUGAAUUUAACUAUCUUCAGAAUUCUAAAUUAAAGAAUGGUGUUUUAGUAGUAUGUACAUUUUUAUAGUGUGUAUAUGAUUAAGCUUCAUGUUUUAAGAGCAUUAAAAAACAUUCAUUUAGAUGUACAUGUUAAUAUAUUUAGUAUAAUUUAUUCUUUAAUGUAUAAAAAUAUACAAUGUAUGUAUAUUUUCUUUAUUAUACAAAACAACACAAAAAUUUUUAUCUUGAUUCUGUAAAUCGAUUUAAAUGUGAUCAUUGAAGUAAGUCUUUUUGAGAAAUAUGAACUUUUGCCAAUAAUGCCUUAAGUACUAUGAUAAUAUAAAUGCACUCGAUAAUAUAUUUAUUCCUCUCUGUACUCUAUCAUAUAUUUAUCAUAUAUUUAGAAUAUUAAUUAAUCUCACAGAGAUUUAUUGCAAGCUUUAAUUUAUUAUAGUAUAAGUAUCUUUUGUAAACUUUGUAAUGUAAUGAUAGAGUUAUAAAAAAAUGUAGAAUUAAUAAUUAGUCUCACUUUAAUAUCAUGUUAUGUAUUUAAAUAUUUUGUGCACAAAUAAAACCUUGAACC
Molecule: messenger RNA, 2919 nt
Organism: Formica exsecta
Lineage: Eukaryota; Metazoa; Arthropoda; Insecta; Hymenoptera; Formicidae
Gene: sosie
Exons: 4
Coding region: 787-1290 (167 amino acids)
Source: RefSeq, a predicted model, not a curated record